This is a messenger RNA of Ostrea edulis (European flat oyster), 2268 nucleotides long. RefSeq names its product kelch-like protein 24. Gene Ontology annotation, molecular function: protein binding. Bases 376 to 2130 code for a protein of 584 amino acids. The transcript is spliced from 2 exons. Lineage: Eukaryota; Metazoa; Mollusca; Bivalvia; Ostreida; Ostreidae. The record is from RefSeq and is a predicted model, not a curated record.
GACACAAAUAAACCGAUAUCGGGUGACUACACACAUGCACAUUUGAUCGGGGUGAUUUAAACUCCAAGACACAUGUAGGGCCUUUAUGUAGGACUCCAUUCAGCUGUCGCAUGCCGACACAGAGACGAUAUAGAAUUUUAACUCGUGGUGUAUUUCGAACAGGAAGACAUUGCUAAAUACAUGAUUUAAAGUUAAAAGGGCGAUCUGUCCAUUUAUCUGAGUGUGUUUAGUACGCCGCUCGUUAUGUGAGCGUCGUGUCCUCGUACGGUCAUGUCAGUGAUUAUGCUGAUAUUAAUGAGGGAAUACUAAUUUUAAACAAAUAAUGCCUGAUUACAUCCGUUCCAGGUCUGGGUUUAAAAGCCGAGUGAAAAACUUAUGAUGUCAGGAACAUUUGACAUGAAACAGAACUACGUGGACACGUUUUUAAGCGGGCUAAAGAGAUUGUGGCUGACUGGUGACCACUCUGACGUCACAAUACAGGUCCGAAAUGAGACAUUUUAUUGCCACAAGACGGUGUUAGCCACCAUGUCGUCAUAUUUUGAUUCCAUGUUUGCUUCUGGGAUGCGAGAAAGCGUGACAGGGACUGUGAACUUCGAGGAAAUGGACCCCGGCGCCUUCAGGAAAGCUAUGGGUUUCAUUUACACCGGUGAAAUAGAUUUAGACGUUGACACAGCCAUUACGUUGUUACAUAUUUCUGCAUUUCUACAGAUCAAAUCUCUACAAAAGCUUUGCGAAACUUACUUAAAGCCGCACGUGGCUGUGGAAAACUGCAUUCAGCUAUGGAAGGUGUCCGUGCUUCAUAAUUGCCAUAUAAUAAAAGCAGCCGCGUUCCAACAGAUCCUUGCGGCCUUUCCAGAUAUAUCCCAAUUGGAUGAGUUUUACCGACUAGAUAUCAGAGAAAUUCUGGAAAUCAUCAGUCAUGACAACGUGAAUGUGUCGUCUGAAGAGGACCUUUGUACGAUACUUUUUGAUUGGCUUGUCCGAAAUGAUUGUAACAGUAGCCAUGUUUAUGAACUUCUACAGGAAGUCAGGCUGGCGUUUGUUAGACCAGAAUUUCUUGCCAAAUUGGAGCAGAAAAAAGAAAUCAACUCCAACCCAAAAUGCAUUGAGCUGAUCAACAAAAUUAAGUAUUAUCAUCUUCUUCCUGCCAGACAACACGAGAUGGCAAAUAAGGCAAUGCGUGUUCGGGCAACAUCGCACCUAGAAAAUGUGGUUGUAGUUUUGGGCGGUUGUGAGGCGACAAAGCCUCCGUACACGCGGUCGACCUGCACGUAUUGUUAUAGCUUCCGUCAGCAAACCUGGUUUAAAUUAGCUCCUCUGCCUUACGAUCCAGGGAUAGAAUUUGCUGCAGUCACUUAUCACAAUGACAUUUAUAUAACUGGAGGGGGCAUGAAGCAAAACAGCUUUCUCUGGUACAAUGUCAGUAGGAACUGUUGGUCAGAGUUACCGUCCUUGAUAAAUGGCCGCCGCAGACAUGCAUGUAUAGCCGUGACGGAUGCAAUUUACGUGCUGGGUGGAUAUGACAGCGAUGGGGGAGUUGGCAACCAAAUGCUGAAAAGCGUGGAAAAAUUCAUCAUUUCUGAAGGGCGUUGGGAAUCGGCAGGGGAUUUAGUCAUCGCAGUGAGUUGUUUUGCUGCCAUUGUUAGAGAUGAUCAAAUUUACACCUUUGGUGGGGAGGACAAUUCCAGAACUGACAGCUCAGCUAUCCAGUGUUUCGAUAUAAACACGAAAACUAGCGUUCUAUUAACUACGAAAAUUCCCAUGGCUUGUAAACUGACAAGGUCUUGCGUUUUUAAUGAGCGAAUGUUUCUGAUUUUUUACGAUGGGCGUAUCAUUGAAUAUUUUGAGGAAAGUGAAUCUUCUAAAGCAUCCUGUGAAUUUGUUGCGCGUUUUGACCGUUUUCAAAGAACUCAUUUCGGAGUCGUUGAACAUAACGGGAAUGUUUUGAUUAUAGGCGGAGUGAUCGAAAACACGAAACCGUGCGAGGACUUCCUGCAAUUUGAUUCAAACACGAUGAGAUGUUCUGUGUUAGAUGACUUGCUUUUCACUCCUCGUCUGGUGGAUGGUUGUGUAAAAAUUAACAUACCGAAGAACCAUCUAGUUCCGCUGAAAGUCGAUUCUGCUUGUUAGAGUUAGGGUUCUUGGUUUUCAUUGACAGGUCUUUUACAUUUUGCGUUUGCUCACUUUUAUUUGUCUCGGUAGAUUAGCAACUUUAUACCGGGUAUUCCUCAUGUUAUACAUUGAUUAAACUUUUGUUUUAAAAUGAAA